Messenger RNA from Perkinsus marinus ATCC 50983, 213 nucleotides. RefSeq lists its product as hypothetical. Lineage: Eukaryota; Perkinsozoa; Perkinsida; Perkinsidae. The transcript has 2 exons. The record is from RefSeq and is a predicted model, not a curated record. The annotation marks the transcript as partial.
AUGAGUGAGUUCGACACUUACGCUGCCGGAACCAUCACGCCUGUGCUGAGCCGUGCACUGGCUGAUCUCUAUCAGCAGGAGCACGGAUCUGUUGAGCCUGUUGAAUACCUCAGCAAUUGGCUCAAACUCUGGGCUGAGGCGCAGGUCUCCGAACAGGAACGUGAAGUAAAAGCUCGAAAGCAAUUACAAUAUACAAAAACGGUCGACGCCGAA